Messenger RNA from Cotesia glomerata, 3074 nucleotides. Its product is annotated as protein fem-1 homolog B-like. NCBI's taxonomy places the organism in Eukaryota, Metazoa, Arthropoda, Insecta, Hymenoptera, Braconidae. Bases 1028 to 2974 code for a protein of 648 amino acids. The transcript is spliced from 10 exons. The record is from RefSeq and is a predicted model, not a curated record. Gene Ontology annotation, molecular function: protein binding.
AAUAAAAAUACAACAGUGAUUAUUUUUCCAUACCAUAUAAAACGUAUACGUUUUUCUCCUCUCUCUUCAUGGUCACAAAUAAAAAUAUAAAUAUAAAUCAUAGCACUCUUAGCACCCACAAGCUUAAAUUUUGAAGGUCGUGCAAACACAUACAAGAAUAAAAAUUGCAACACGUCUAUUUAGAACUACCUUUUUGUUUUCAGCCACUACACUAUUGAAUUAAACAUCAUUUAUCACCAGUACAACCAUCGGCAGCAGAUUAGCAGAUUCAGCUUCAGCAUUAGCCUCUGUGCUUCGUGCAAGACAACCCAAAAGGUGGAGGCCGUUCUUUGUCUCCAACAUGUACGUUCAUUAACCUACCAUCUGCUAAAUCAAAUAUUUAUUAAUAACAUAAUUUCAGUGUCUUGUGAAUUUAAUUUCUAGAUCUCUAAACACGAGACCUAGACUCGGAACUUUGGAUCAAUUCCAUUUAAUUUGAUCGGCAAGCAAUGUCCAAGUACUCAAGUGCAUUUCAUCAAGAUCAAAUGGAGCUUCUUCAAGUGACCAAGUCUUUGUUCCCAUCGGAAGCUCGCUAGACUCCCGAGCUUCGAGUUUUGUUUGAUUGACGUUGACUGUCAGUGAGUGGAAAAAUAAAAAAAACAUCUUUGGCAAGUAUUCCUGCUGUUCUCUCACCCAACAAGUCACUGUCUAUUUUUACAACAGAGACCAGGAUCGAUAAAUUUUUGUGUGUAAAUUAACUUGAAAUAGACCCCAAGAUCUUCAGUCUUCUCUGCUGCGUAUUUAUAACGUAAAUAGAGCGAUGAAAGUGGCUAUUGAGGUUAACGAGUCGUUGGGCAAAGAACUUGACUGCUUCUUUUGUCAUUUUCACUGUUGUUAUCAUUGUCAGUGCAAUUAAAUUUAAUAAUUGCCGUUGUUCAUUUAAUUAUUGUCCAGCAUUCAGUGGAAAAAUUAGUGUGGUGGUUUUUAUUUUUAAAGAGUUAUUAAAUAAUCAAAACUGACAAGUUUGUACGGUGUUUAUCCAGUCACAAUGGAUGACGAAACGGAUGAUAUGAUGCCAUUGAUCAAUCGGAUUUAUUACAUGGCCAGAGAGGGUAUGUCAAUGGCGUUAUACGCGUUCCUGAGUGGUCUAGGUAAACAGCAAGUUGAUUCGAUUAUUAAUCAGAAAGUUCUAGAUGAAGAUGGACAAAAAAGUACUCCACUAAUAAUAGCAGCCCGUUAUGGUCACAACAGAGUUGUCAAAAUGUUUAUCGAAAAAUUUAAAAUGGAUAUUGAACAAGAAGGAACUGUUAAGUUUGACGGAUAUGUUAUUGAAGGAGCUAGUGCUCUUUGGUGUGCAGCAGGGGCGGGACAUCUCAAUAUCGUGAAGCUUCUCGUGAAAGCUGGGGCGGACGUGAACCAUCCGACACAUACCAACUCGACACCUUUGAGAGCAGCUUGUUUCGAUGGAAGACUUGAUAUUGUCAACUAUUUAAUUGAUCAUAAUGCGGAUAUUCACAUUGCUAAUAAGUACAAUAAUACUUGUCUGAUGAUUGCAGCUCACAAGGGACAUUUAGAUGUCGUGACAUUUUUACUCGAACACGGAGCAGAUCCUAAUGUUAAAGCUCUCUGUGGAGCAACAGCUUUGCAUUUUGCGGCAGAGUGGGGUCACGUUAGCGUAGUGACUGAAUUACUGAAGUUUGGAGCUAAGGUUACGAAGAAUGAGAAUGGAAUGACACCCCUGAUAGCUGCUGCCGAGCGUACGCGUGCUCAUAUUGUUGAAUGCUUUAUUGAGGAGAUGGAUAUUAGUCGGGAGGAUAAAAUAGAGGCCUUCGAAUUGCUCGGAGCAUCCUUUGCUAAUGAUAAAGAUAAUUAUUGUUUAUCUAGUGCUUAUAAAUAUCUUCACAAAGCCAUGGAAUUACGAUUCGAAGAUCCGUCUAAUAUUAUACGUAAAAAAUUAAAUGAACCCGUGUCGGCUUACGACAACUGGAGAGAGAGCGAGACUUUACAAAGACUGGAGAGUAUUAAGAAUGACGCCAACGCUAUUCACAUGGAAUCGCUGGCUAUUAGAGAGAGAAUAUUGGGCACUCAUAAUCCAGAAGUACCACAGCCGAUUAUUUAUAGAGGUGCUGUACUAGCUGAUAAUGCCAGAUUUGAUAGGUGUAUUGAUUUAUGGCUUCACGCUUUACAUUUGAGGCAGCAAAAUAAUACUUCUGUCGUCAAAGAUCUUUUACGGUUUGCACAAGUUUUCUCACAAAUGAUUCACGUAGGAGUCGACUUGCAAUUUCCUCAAGUAAUGAAUGUACUUGAAUCAAGUGUUAUUGAAUUGAGUCGGAAUCAAUUGAAGAUAAGUAAUCCCGAUGCUGAAGAUAUUGACCAGUAUCUUGAUGAAACAGAAUCUAACAUUACGUCAGCGUUGUACAUCCUGACAAUUCUUGUUAAAUUAAUGGCUUUAAACCAAAAAUCAUACGACGAAGAAGAUAUUAAAAAGGCUCAUUAUCUCGUUUACAAAUUAUGCGCAUUAAAAAUGACACUGCGCGAUGGCCAGACUCUGCUGCAUCUUGCAGUUAACGCUAAAACGCCAGUUGAUGAUUUUCAUACCAAUGACGUUUGCAAAUUCCCGUGUUGCGCUACAGCAAAAUUAUUAAUUCAAUGCGGCGCAGAUGUUAAUGCGAUGGAUAACGAGAGAAACACUCCAUUACAUGUGAUAGUCGCUUACGAGAAGCCUAUCAGCGACUUUUUGACCCUGCAUGGGAUUAUCGUGGAACUUGUCAACGCUGGAGCUCAUGUUGACACGGUAAAUAGCGAAGGAAAGACGCCUUAUGAUGCAGCAACUACAGGAGUAGCGGAAAUAGUAUUAAGAACCCAAACAAAAUUGUCGCUGAAAUGCAUGGCGGCAAAGGCUGUUAAAACCUACGGACUUUCUUACACUGGGUACGUUCCUCGUUCUCUGGAAAGUUUUAUUGAACUGCAUGGUCCUGGAUUGAAUCAAGGAUAAUAUAUAUGACUAUAAUUAUUGACUAAUUUGAUAAUAAUAACUAUUUUUAAUAUUUUAUGUAACACGUAAUUUGAUAAUCGAACGUUUUUCAUUAUUAUUA